AUGUCGCCUACUUUCGAAUCAUCGAAAACCAAGGCCUUGCCAAAUUAUAACGGGAAAACUCACUUGCUCAAUACCGGAUCCGUGAUUCCUGCCAUCGGAUUGGGUACUUUUCAGGACCCCGACGAGCAAGAACUGUCCGUCUAUACGGCCCUGAAAGCAGGAUACCGUCAUAUUGACACUGCUCACAAUUACGGGACCGAAAGACAAGUUGGUAAAGGCAUCGCGAGAAGUGGCAUACCGCGAGAAGACAUUUUUGUUACCACAAAGCUGUGGUGCAAUUCUCACCACCCGGAUGAUGUUGAGCCGGCGUUGGAUGGAUCACUCAGCGAGCUUGGUCUUGAUUACGUUGAUCUAUACCUGAUGCACUACCCGUGUGCGUUCAAGCGUGGUCCGGAUUUUCUUCCGAUGGGGUCUGAUAACAAGAUGAUUUCGGACCCCACGCCUUUUAUAGACACUUGGAGAGCGAUGGAAAUGCUCUUGCGGGCUGGGAAAGUCAGAGCGAUCGGUGUGUCUAAUUUCAGCCAGGUCGAGCUUGAAACCCUUCUCAAAGAAGGCACUGUGACACCAGCUGUCCAUAAAAUGGAGCUCCAUCCAUACUUGCAGCAACCGGAAUUUGUCGAAUGGCAUAAGGCACAGGGAAUCCACAUAAUCCAGUUCAGCCCGUGUGGCAAUCUCAACAAUUUCUAUCGCGAAGUGUCUUGGGGAAAGUCAAUUGCCCAAAUGACCCGAUUGAUCGACCAUCCGACCCUGGCCGAAGUAGCAGCUAAGUAUGGCAAAACACCUAUUCAGACUGCACUCGCCUGGGCCGUGACGCAAGGUCGUUCGGUUAUUCCUAAAAGCACCAUUAAGUGGCAGAUUGAGGAAAACCUGCAAGCGGACUUUGAGCUGGCAGAAGAAGAUGUAGCAAAGAUUGCCUCGAUGGACCAAAAAGCCCGGUUCAAUGAUCCCAGUACCGAUUUUGGCUACAAUCUUUACAUUGGAUUGGAUGGUGCUGCCUCAUAA
Molecule: messenger RNA, 1002 nt
Organism: Aspergillus steynii IBT 23096
Lineage: Eukaryota; Fungi; Ascomycota; Eurotiomycetes; Eurotiales; Aspergillaceae
Product: aldo/keto reductase
Exons: 3
Coding region: 1-1002 (333 amino acids)
Cellular component (GO): cytosol
Molecular function (GO): aldose reductase (NADPH) activity
Source: RefSeq, a predicted model, not a curated record